GCGAGCGGCCCGCGGGAAGUACAGCCGUGCGCGCCCCGGAGCCAGGUCCGGGUGGGCUGCGGUCCGCGCGCCGCCGCGCCGUCCUGUUGGAGGAGGGAGGGGCUGGCGCAGCCAUGUUCGUGGCGCGCAGCAUCGCGGCGGACCACAAAGAUCUCAUCCACGAUGUGUCUUUCGACUUCCACGGACGGCGGAUGGCCACCUGCUCCAGUGACCAGAGCGUCAAGGUCUGGGAUAAAAGUGAAAGUGGGGAUUGGCAUUGCACUGCUAGCUGGAAGACACAUAGUGGAUCUGUGUGGCGUGUGACAUGGGCCCAUCCUGAAUUUGGACAGGUUUUGGCUUCCUGUUCUUUUGACCGAACAGCUGCUGUCUGGGAAGAAAUAGUAGGAGAAUCAAAUGAUAAACUGCGUGGACAGAGCCAUUGGGUCAAGAGGACAACGCUAGUGGACAGCAGAACAUCCGUUACCGACGUGAAAUUUGCUCCUAAGCAUAUGGGUCUUAUGUUAGCAACCUGUUCAGCAGAUGGUAUAGUCAGAAUCUACGAGGCACCAGACGUCAUGAAUCUCAGCCAGUGGUCUCUGCAACAUGAGAUCUCAUGCAAGCUAAGCUGUAGUUGUAUUUCUUGGAACCCUUCAAGCUCUCGUGCUCAUUCCCCCAUGAUCGCUGUAGGAAGUGAUGACAGCAGCCCAAACGCAAUGGCCAAGGUUCAGAUUUUCGAAUAUAAUGAAAACACCAGGAAAUAUGCGAAAGCUGAAACCCUCCUGACUGUCACAGAUCCUGUCCACGAUAUCGCCUUUGCUCCAAACUUGGGACGAUCUUUCCACAUUCUUGCCAUAGCAACCAAAGACGUGAGAAUUUUUACAUUAAAGCCUGUGAGGAAAGAACUUACUUCCUCUGGUGGGCCAACAAAAUUUGAAAUCCAUAUAGUGGCUCAGUUUGAUAAUCAUAAUUCUCAGGUCUGGCGAGUGAGUUGGAAUAUAACAGGGACAGUACUGGCAUCUUCAGGAGAUGAUGGCUGUGUCAGGUUGUGGAAAGCUAAUUAUAUGGACAACUGGAAGUGUACUGGUAUUCUGAAAGGUAAUGGGAGCCCUGUCAAUGGGAGCUCUCAGCAGGGAAACUCAAAUCCUUCCCUAGGUUCAAAUAUCCCAAAUCUUCAGAAUUCAUUAAAUGGAUCUUCUGCUGGCAGGUAUUUCUUUCCCCCUCUGGAUUCCCCACGGGCUGGAUCGAGAUGGUCCAGUUAUGCCCAGCUCCUUCCUCCUCCUCCUCCUCCUCCUCCUCCUCUGAUAGAGCACUCUUGCGAUGCUGACACUGCCAGCCUCCAGUAUCCUCACCCUCGCAGACGAUCUCUCUCUCGGCCUCUUAAUCCCUUACCUGAGAAUGAAGGGGUUUAAAAAACACUGAUUUAACACUUAAAGGCCUUAUUCAAGUGCUUGUAAAUGCUUUCAUUCCUGGCUUUUUGUUUUUCUUCAUUUUCUUUCAGAAGAUUUUUCUAAUUUAGGGUCUGUCUUACAUGUAUUACAACCAGAACAUGGUGUUUGGAACCUAAAUGUGUUUGUGCUUCUGCAUCAAAGGAAUAUUUGCUUCAUUGGUUGAUAACCUUUGAUGAAAUAUGAGAUGUGUACACAUAACAUUAACUGUGAGAGUUACACACAAUAGCUGACUUCAAAGUGCCUGUUCUGUACAUUUUAUUUUGAACUGUUAUGGCGUUAAGUUUCUUAUGGUUUGUCAUACUGGUUAAUGUGAAAGCAUAUCGUUCGUUAUAAAGUUAACUUUGCCUUUGAGACAUAAUAAAAAUGUUUUUGAUUUUUACAGGCUAA
Messenger RNA from Physeter macrocephalus (sperm whale), 1814 nucleotides. RefSeq names its product SEH1 like nucleoporin (gene SEH1L). The coding region runs from base 114 to 1388 and encodes 424 amino acids. The transcript is spliced from 9 exons. Gene Ontology annotation, biological process: cellular response to amino acid starvation; positive regulation of TORC1 signaling. Gene Ontology annotation, molecular function: structural molecule activity; protein binding. Gene Ontology annotation, cellular component: nuclear pore outer ring; Seh1-associated complex. NCBI's taxonomy places the organism in Eukaryota, Metazoa, Chordata, Mammalia, Artiodactyla, Physeteridae. The record is from RefSeq and is a predicted model, not a curated record.